This is a messenger RNA of Ramularia collo-cygni, 990 nucleotides long. RefSeq lists its product as uncharacterized. Bases 1 to 990 code for a protein of 329 amino acids. NCBI's taxonomy places the organism in Eukaryota, Fungi, Ascomycota, Dothideomycetes, Mycosphaerellales, Mycosphaerellaceae. The transcript is spliced from 2 exons. The record is from RefSeq and is a predicted model, not a curated record.
AUGCAAGUUGCGUUGAACAUUUUGCUUUUCCUCGCCGGCUUCUCAAUUGCAACAUUUCUUGCGUUGAGGCCCAAGAAAGCCAGGGAAGAUGUGGAAAGACUGACGAGUAACCUUCGCCAUUACUCCGAUGGAUUCAUACAAAACCUCAGCAAGAAAGAGCAGAGCUGUGGCGAAGAAGGUCUAGUUGUGAGCAAUGAGGCAACAAAUCUUCUCACAAAGGAACAAAUCGAGGAGAUGUACGACAUGAACGCAUGGCAACGAACCGUCUACGAAGAAUUCAAAACGACCAUCUUAGCCAAAGGCAAAGGUUUCAAUACAUUUCCUUGCAUCUACGCCACAAUGGGAUAUCGAAGCGGGGACCACCGCUACGUUUUCCUUCAUUCCGACGACCCAUCAGAACCUCGAAAUAUACGUCUCAUUGGACCAGCACUAAAGAGUUACCUUCGACUAUCACGCUCUCUCGGACCCAACACCAGCCUGGUGAUCAUGGGUGCUCCAACCGAAGGCGAACAAAGAACCGUGGAAGAAUACAACCACAAUUUCUGGGAGAUGCUUCGAGGAUUGAGAAUCUGGGAUGCAGUCCCAUGGCCCGCAGACGUACCGCAAGAUACCGAGAGUGCGAAGUGGGCAUUCUGCUUCGAUGGCGAGCCUUUAUUCCCCGUAGCACUCACUCCUGCUCAUCAGAAGAGAUGGUCAAGACAUGCGCCUGUGCCGCUCGUGGCAUUACAGCCCAAAUGGGUACUCGACAAUCUUCUCUCGACGCCGGAGAAGCGGGCUUCUGCGACGGGCAAGGUCAGGACUUUGCUUGCUCAGUAUGAUCAAACUGAGAUCAGUCCAGAUUUGACGCAGUAUGGCGAGGUUGGAACGAGCGAGGUCCAUCAGCUUUGUUUGAGAGACGAGAAUACCACCGUGGAGUGUCCCUAUGGUGAUUUCGACAAGGGAGGCCCUUCGCCUGCAUCCUCAAGACGAGCAUCGAGAGAGUAUGAAUGA